Molecule: messenger RNA, 6644 nt
Organism: Oreochromis niloticus (Nile tilapia)
Lineage: Eukaryota; Metazoa; Chordata; Actinopteri; Cichliformes; Cichlidae
Product: alpha-2,8-sialyltransferase 8F
Exons: 7
Coding region: 196-1269 (357 amino acids)
Biological process (GO): N-glycan processing; oligosaccharide metabolic process
Molecular function (GO): alpha-N-acetylneuraminate alpha-2,8-sialyltransferase activity
Source: RefSeq, a predicted model, not a curated record
UUUAUGAGUGUGUGUGUGUCUGAAGUACUGUGAGGUAGAGCAAUCUGAGCAGGAGUGGGAAAAAACUGAAAAGGCACUGGGAUAGGGCAGAUAAAAAAAAGUGAGUGUUGUGAAAGGCAAAAGCAGGAGAAGGAGGAAGAGGGAGAGAGAAAAUUUGGACAGUCUAAAGGUUAAGACUAACAGCAGGGGAGCAGUAUGAGGAGACGGAGUAGAAAGUCUCUCUUCUCUUUCAUGAUCACUCUCCUGGGUUUGGGGACCCUGAUAACCACUCUCAUCUGGUACAAGUUGGACAGCAAUCCUGUGGAACCUCACCGACCUCAAAAGAAACGUGCCCCAAAGCCAUCAGAAAUUUGCAAAAGCUGCAAGGAAAUCAUUGACAAAGUACAUCAGCGUUACAAUGAAACCUGGAAGAAGAAUGAGAAAAAUUACUUAAAAUUCAGAGCUCAUCUGAAUGUUAAGUGCAAUGGCUUUGACAACGCCAUCAUUACACAGAACAAUACUCCUCUAGGAUCGAAUAUUGUUUACGAUGGGGAAAAGAAGAGGACUCUUCAGGUGAACGAGGACUUUUUCAACUUGUUUUUAAAGGAGAAUCCUUUCUCAAAUAAGAAAUUGGACACUUGUUCAGUUGUUGGGAAUGGUGGGAUCCUGUUUGACAGUGACUGUGGAAAAAUGAUUGAUUCAGCUGACCUUGUUAUCAGGUGCAACUUACCUCCUUUGGAAAAUGGAUACGAGAAAGAUGUUGGCAUCAAAACUAGCCUUGUGACAGCAAACCCAACCAUCUUCUUUAAUAAGUAUGGCUCGCUGGCUGGACGUCGCCUUCCAUUUGUGGAGAGUCUUCGCAAGUACGGCAACUCUCUGCUGCUCCUUCCUGCCUUCUCCUUUGGUAUAAAUACUGCUGUUUGUCAGCGAGUUGCAUAUACAAUACAGGACUUUAAAAGCCCUAUUCGACCUGUUUUCUUCAACCCUCAGUACCUUGACAGUCUGGCCCAAUUCUGGCGCUCUGAAGGCCUGAAAGAAGUGCGGCUCAGCACUGGAUUAAUUAUGGUUAGCAUGGCCCUGGAAUUGUGUGAAAAUGUGCAUCUGUAUGGAUUCUGGCCCUUUAGUAAUCACCCAUAUGGCUUCUAUAAUGUGACUAACCACUACUAUGAUGACGUUCCACCUAAAAUGAGUGUCCAUGCAAUGCCGGCUGAGUUUGACCGCUUGUUGCAGCUUCACACUGAAGGGGUACUCAGGCUUCACCUAGAAGACUGUAAAUCAGAUGAAAAAUAGUUCCCAGGGAUAGACAACAACACAGAAGCAAAGCACAGAAGCAAGUACCUCUGCUAUAGCCUCAGGAUGAAACCAGUAAACUUUUUGCCUUUGUAAGGCCAUUGCGCUUUACAUUUUUGUACUUUAUCACAAAUAUCUCUCACCCUGUAUUCUGAAAUACCUCUGUUACAUGAAGAUCCAUCCAUCCAACCAUUCUCUUGAUUUUUAGACAGAAAAGUCCAAUGCACUUAAUAUAAGGACUAUUUUGACAUUUUGUCAAAAAUGCAACCAUGAAAAGUACUUUCAUAUCUUACGAAGAUGAAUGUAUAGUGCCUGAGAAAAUCAGACAAAUGUUGUAGUUCUGUGAUAUCAGUUUUGCACUUUUGCACUAAGUGAGAUUCAUGCUUUGUGUUAAGUCUGCACCACAGGUACUGUACAGUAUAACUUCAAACCUCCCUGAAACUCAGUGUCAUAAUUCAGUAACUUGAUCUACACUUCCAUAGAAAUGUAAUUACACACUGAGUGGAUGCAACCUACAAUGACUGUGAUUGGCCUGAUCAGUGCUGUCAUUUCCUAAGCAUUUCCAGCUACUUCUUUUACUGCUGCCAUUUUCUAAAUUGACCGGCAGGGAAUGGAUGAACUUGAAGAGAAAAACUUGCUGACCACUUGUGUCUCCUGGUCUCUGUAUAGAUUCAGUGCACAAGUAUAUAUUACACAUAAUUUUCACUAACAUUUCUACAUGUGAUGCAAGCAAGAGGCAAUGGUUUGUGUCCAUUUAUCUUUGUAUUGGUCCUUCGCAAUAACCACUUCCGCUGAAUUACUGACCAUUACUGCUCGUUCCCAUCUCUGUCACUUUUGUCCAGUCCCACCAUAACUAACCCCAGUCAAGUUUAUAUGCAUUACAGUAGAACGAGAAAAGAAUAAAUUAAAACAAAUUCAGCAAAAAUCACUCGGCUUUGAGAGAUUUUUGGCUUUUUAAACUAAGACAAAACCACUAAGACAUGCAAAUAAUUGUGCAGUUAUUAAAACCUACAAACUUAAAAAAACAAAUGAGCAAAUAUUAUUACUCUGUCGCCUCAGCCCUGAUGUGACCGACUGGAGUCUAUUGGAAGGCAUGCCAAGAUUUAUCAUAACAAUACAACAUAUUUACUCUUGGAUUCAGUGCAUAUGUAAUGACUGGAAAUUCACAUGCCAUUGCACUUGGCUGGUAGAAUGGAAACACAAUUUAUUUCUGUACAAAAACAUUUUUUAUCUUGAACUUUCUGAGUAGAUGUUCAACAUAGAUCUUGAAAGUAGUAAUCUAAUAUAAUCGAGUAAUCCAAUAAUCAAUUAAUAUUUUAAAUGCUAUGGCGUAGUCAAAAUCAGGGAUUUCUUUUUAUCAAUAAAGCAUAAAUUGCUCAUGUUUUAAGGUGAGAGACUUGACAUGUGUUAAAGGAAGAUAGCACCUGCAAUGUCCAGAUCAAGGCAAAAAACCAUCACGUGGAUUAUCAAAUGCUGCCAUGUGUGUAAAAAUAUAUAUUACUUUUCAAAGAAAUAUAUAUUUGUAAGUCUGAGAUGGUUUGGGCACAUACAGAGGUGGAAUAGUGCAUACAUUACACAAAGCAUGUUGAAUAUAGACCCGCCAGGUAGCAGAAAAAAAGAAGACCACAGAGAAGAUUCAACACUGCAACUACUCUACUCAUGGAGAGAACUAAAAAAGCUGUUAAUUGUACAUCAUGAACCACUUUUUCAUUGCGUCACUCAGAGAAUGGACUUUGUUAAACUGUGAUAAAUGUGAAAUUGUCUCUAACAAGUACUGACUAACUGCUGUUACGGUCACUGACCUCUAAGGGCUCUCCACAUAUGAGAUAGCUCUUUCUCCUUGUCCUGUGUUUCAGGUCUGCCUCAUAACCACAGCUGAGAUGUGUUGCAUCGUUAGCCACUCCAUAAAGAUUGUCAUCUCAAGAUACCUUGCCCUUUUCUGUUUUCCCUGGGCUUUAAGCUGCAGUGAUUCGGGCAACAGACUGUAGCUGUGCAAAACUUGUGAAGCUUGGUGGGACUGUUUUUUUUGUGUGUGUGUGUGAGUAAAAGUGUCUUUACAAUGUAAAUUGCAGUGAUCCACAGUGGAGGCAGGUAGGGGUUCUCUGCCAUUUUUGUUUCAGUUUUUUUCUCCUGUUUUGUGGCUAGACUGGGAGCUCAGCCAUUGUACUUUAUUAUCUUACAGAUAGAGUGGGCUUAUUUUGUUUUUUAGUUUUGCUUUGCUUUUUAGCUAGAAAGGGGUGUGGUGGUUGUUGUUUUGGCCUUGGAGACCCUGAUGCUUAGAGCUUCCCUGUGUUUUAUAUUUGUCCUAGUUGGUUGUUUUGCAUUAGUUGUAAAAUAACUGGUGUUCUACUGAUGUAGAUGGUUAAUAGUUUGUUUUUUCUUCACUUUGUGUUACACCCCUUUCCAGAUAACUUUGCUGUUAAGUGGGCUGUAACAACUACUAUCUCCUUACAGUAGGAUAUUUGUCUUGACAUACUGCCAGAGAAUCAGUAUGUUUGUUGAUCUAAUCUGAUUCCAGAAUAGAUUCAACAUUGGUGAGCUUGUGAGCCCUCAUUUCCUCAUUCAUAUUUAUCACUCAGUUUCUAUGUGGACUGUAAAGCAGGUGGCACACUGCCUGCCAGCUUUCCUGCAUUGGAAACACAAGUUGGUGCAGCAAUCACAAUUUAAAAAAAAAAAAAAAAAAAAACGACGUAAAUUUUGAUGAUCACUCAUUUGUUGUGUUGUAACUGGUCACACUGGUGGAAAGAUGUCUCUCAUGGUUGAGGUUUGGAGAUGAUGUGAAUAUCUGAGUGAAGUUGAGGAUAAAAUGAUUUUAAGGCUGUAAAACUGAAUUAAAUUUAACUUAAACUUUUUAAAUGCAGCCUGUGCACAGCGUGUUUGUGUUCUAAAGAUUUCAUGUUGAAAUUAGUUCACACAUUGAGAUUUGAUCAUUAAAUGAUGUCAAACAACAUUUUAAAAGGUACAGUUUCUGAAAUUCUGAGUUUGAACCUCAACUUAUUUUUCACUGAAAACCUAAAUCACAUGUUUUUCCUAUAUUUUCAUGUAGGCUUGAAAUAAAAUAUCUCCCUCUGCUGGUACUGCAGCUUAUUGAAAGCUUUUAAUGGGCAAGACGGACUGGCAUGUCUAUCACACGCUUUGCUGUAAUAUCAGCUUGGGCAUGGAGGUAAAGUAGGCUCACAGCAAGAAAUGUUCCUAGUGCAGGCCUAAAAGUUUAACACUACUUGAAAAAUGGCAAAAAAUCAUAUUUUGCAUGGUUGGAUCUUAACAAGGCUCCAAGUAGAGCUUUAACAUGCAACAAGAAGGAAUUUUUUAAAUUAUUAUUAUUUUCAAUUGAUUUAAAAUAACACUUAACCUGAACUCUUUGCAGUAGAGUAUCACUUCUAUUAGUGUCUGUAGUUUUCUCUGGUCCCCUCCUAAAUCGGACCAGGACUGACAUGUUUAGCCACAUGUUCUCCUUAAAUUGCUGUCUGAGUGGUGUCCAAAAAUGUGGGCUUUACAGAUAAUUAGGAAACUUUUUGGAGGAAACCUAGCCUUGUUAGGAGAGAUGGCAUCAAUCCCAUUGUGGAUGGUGCAGCUCAUUUCUAGAAAUCUGGACUAAUUUAUUAAAUCCCCCAAAACGUGACUAUCCAAAGUUGGGACCAGGAAGCAGAGUUGCAGUCUUACAUGCCGCUCUGCAGCUUCUCGCCACCCUUUACAACCCCAAAACCCCAUCCCCUCAUAGACUGUGUCAGCUCCCAAACAGACAAAAUACCGGCUUCGCCGGUUUGACAGAUCUGCUUCGCCGCUGCUGGCUCCACGACUAUCCGCCAGACCUGCUUCGCCUUUAGCUGCACCGCCGUGGUCUUCCACGCAGCUGGCCUCAUCUCCGUUGCUGACGCUGGCCAUGCGGUUGGGUCCUGGACCUGCUUCGCCUUUGCUGCUACUACUGGAUACAUGGUCGACAUCCUGUUCUGUUAGGGUACCUGGGUCUGACACAGAGUAUGUUUGAUUUAUCAAUAUUCAUUGAUGUAGUCUUCCUACCAGUUAUCGUGCUUUGUAUUUCUAGCUCCCUCAGUUAUCUUUAGUAUUUCCUGAUUUCUAGUUAGGUUUUGUUAUUGUUCCUCCCCUGUUCCUUGUGUUUUGUCGACUCAGUUAUGGUUUCAUGUCUGUCUUUCACGGUCCCUAUGUCUAAUCCAUGUCUCAGCAUGUGUCUGCUUUAUAAAUUUCUCUUCUGUUUCCAGCCGGCUAUGUUUUUAUGUCUGCUUCUUUCCCCGGUUACAGUGUGAAGUCCAUGUCUCAGUGUGUGUCUCAUAUUUCCUGUUUUACAUCUUGUGUGAGUGUAUUCUGUUUGCUUCCACCUGGUCUCGUAUGUCUGUGUGUGAUUAGUCCCAGCUGUGUUUCCCUCUUGGUCCUCAUUCCCUUGUUACCCUAUUGUAUUUAUUGUCUGUAAAGUAGUAAACAAGUUGGCGGUGCACACAGACGUAGCAGCUCACUGCUCCUCACAUUUGGUGCUUUGUUUUUUACUUGUUCUACGUGUAUAUGUGUGGGUGUAUGUGUUUUUUACUACUAUAAAUCGAAUAGAGUCUACUUGGUCAUCAGGACCUUCUGAGUUUGGGAUUACGCUGUGCAAGGAACAUUACGUCAGACUAUCACCACUUCCACAGCAUUCUGAAGGAAAUAAUAAGAACUCCGGGGUUUCCGUGGUUGGUUCUUUCCAGCAGCAAGAGGAAACGUAAAAAAAGGAGGCAAAAGUGUGGCUGCAGGGCGGGCCCGCUAGCACGACUAAAGAAACAACCAUUUACGCCACUGCUUCUGAGUAUCUUCCUCUCCAACAUCAGGUCCAUAACCAACAAAAUCGACGAACUGAGAUUACAGACUGCAGCCAACAAGUGUGUACAGGACAACAGCAUUAUACUACUCGGAGAGACUUGGCUGCAGCCAUCAAUUCCGGAGUAUUGAAUUUGCAGGCUGCACGGUCAACCCUCACGACAGGAAGAGCCACUCUAGACGCAGUGCACAUUAUAGCUGGGGGCUUCAACCAUGCUGACUUUAGGUCAGUGCAACAAGGGGGGAAAAACACACCGGAUAAAGCCUACAGCAACAUCCAAAAAGGCUACAGAGCAACCCUCCUACCACAUCUCGGUUAGUCAGAUCACACGUCCAUGCUGCUGAUCCCUGCAUACAUUCCUGUUAGGAGGAGCCUUUCAGCUCAUUUUUCAAAUAAAAAAAAUCAACAUGUUCUUCCCAUUUAAAUAGUUGGUCCAUAUAGAUGCCCAAAUACAAAUACUUUGUGGCUGACCACUAGAGGGCUCCACUCACACCCAGUGUUGAGGAAAUGUGUUACUGUGUUUUGUGGCGCGAUGUGAGAAGAGGAAUAAAGCAGGAGUGAGAACUAA